This is a messenger RNA of Quercus lobata, 1644 nucleotides long. RefSeq names its product UDP-glycosyltransferase 73C2-like. The record is from RefSeq and is a predicted model, not a curated record. NCBI's taxonomy places the organism in Eukaryota, Viridiplantae, Streptophyta, Magnoliopsida, Fagales, Fagaceae. The transcript has a single exon. Gene Ontology annotation, molecular function: UDP-glucosyltransferase activity. Bases 18 to 1511 code for a protein of 497 amino acids.
UUGUCUACCUCUAGAUCAUGCCCAUGGCCUCUCAAUCCCAACCGCUUCACUUUAUUUUGUUUCCUCUCAUGGCUCAAGGCCACAUGAUUCCUAUGAUAGACAUUGCCAAAUUGUUGGCACAAAGAGGUGUGGUUGUCACCGUGAUCACCACAACACAUAACAAAGCCCGUUUCGAAACAUGUUUAGCUCGUGCUAUUGAAUCUGGGCUCCAAAUCCGAGUGAUCCCACUUGAAUUUCCAUGUGAAGAGGCAGGAAUACCAGAAGGGUGUGACAAUCUUGACAAGCUGCCUUCAUUAGAGUUGGGCACGAAUUUCUUCACUUCAACAUGCAUGCUACAUCAGCCAGUGGAAGAUUUGUUUGAGAGGCUGACACCACAGCCAAGCUGCAUAAUCUCCGACAUGUGCUUGCCGUGGACAAGUGAUAUUGCUCUCAAAUUUCACAUUCCAAGGAUUUCUUUCCUCGGAGGAAGUUGCUUUUGUCUCUUGUGCUUUCACAAUUUACGUGUUCACAAGGCUCAAGAGAAGGUAUCCUCCGAGUCAGAGUAUUUUGUAGUGCCUGGCUUGCCUGACCAGGUUGAAUUUACUAAAUCCCAACUACCUUUUCCUAGAGAUUCAAGAAUGAAGAAACUUAGUGAGCAAAUAGCAGCAGCUGACUCAGCCUCAUAUGGGGUCAUUGUAAAUACUUUCGAAGAGUUGGAAUCAGCAUAUGUCAAAGAAUACAAGAAAGCAUGGGAAGAUAAAGUCUGGUGUGUUGGCCCUGUUUCGCUUUGCAAUAAGGAUCGCUUAGAUAUGACUGAGAGAGGUAACAAGGCCUCUAUUGAAGUGUAUCAAUGCAUGAAGUGGCUUGAUUCUCAGGAGCCCAGUUCUGUAGUCUAUGUCUCCCUUGGAAGCCUAUGUAAUCUAACACCUUCGCAAUUGAUAGAGCUUGGGUUGGGUUUAGAAGCGUCAAACAGACCAUUCAUUUGGGCUAUAAGGGAAGGAAAUGAGUCAAAAGAAUUGGAAAAAUGGGUUUUAGAAGAGAGGUUUGAAGAAAGGAUCAAAGGGAGAGGCCUUUUGAUUUGGGGUUGGGCUCCACAGUUACUCAUAUUAUCAAAUCCUUCAGUUGGAGGGUUCUUAACGCAUUGUGGUUGGAAUUCAACCAUAGAAGCAAUAUGUGCUGGGGUGCCAAUGCUAACUUGGCCACUAUAUGGAGACCAGUUUAUCAAUGAGAAAUUAAUAGUGCAAGUACUAAAAAUUGGUGUGAGGGUUGGGGUGGAGGAUCCUUUACAGUGGGGUGAGGAGGACAAGAUUGGGGUGUUGAUGAAGAAGGAAGAUGUUAAGGGGGCCAUAGACAGGCUAAUGGAUGAAGGAGAGGAAAGAGAAGAGAGGAGGAAAAGGACUAGAGAGCUUGGGGAGAUUGCGAAGAGAGCUGUUGAAUUUGGGGGAUCUUCUUACUUCAACUUGAUACUGCUAAUUCAAGAUAUAUGCAACAAGCAGAAUAUGGCAAAUCAGCCUAACACACUUCUAUUAUAAGUGAUGGCCAUCUAAUGUAAAGUGCACAAUUUGUUAUAGGUAAUUUGUUUACAUUAUAGCUGCUGCUUAUCUUAGAUAUGAAAGAAGAUUACAGUGCAAUAAUCUUUCACUUCCCAUUGUUUCACCAACAACU